AGAGAGAGAUUAUAUCGAAACCCUGAGUAAUCGCAUUGUACCAUUACUCUCAUUUGAUUUUCGGUUCUGUUGAUUCUCGAGAGUCGAGAUGAAGUCUGGAGAAUUGUCCAUGCAUUCUUGACAAUUAUUCGCAGUCUCAUCACCUCAAAAGUGCAAUACACCCCCCGGGAAUCUGAGGUUAUAUUCCCAUUCCCAAAUUAAGACUUCUAAUCUCAAGCAGACCAUUGCGAAAGAUAAUAAUUCGUUGACAAGAGGAGAAUGGGGUCCGACCACACUCACCGAAGAUGGGCUCACCUUCGAAAGGUCCUGGAGCGGUCAGGGCCCUUCUGCCGGCCGGACUUUGAGCCCUCCCCAGACACCCUCCAGUUCCUCAUGGAAAACUGCAAAAUCCUAGUGAUUGGUGCUGGUGGUCUAGGCUGUGAACUCCUGAAGAACCUGGCCCUCAUGGGUUUCCGUCAGAUUCACGUCAUUGACAUGGACACAAUCGAGUUGUCUAACCUCAAUCGCCAGUUCCUCUUCAGACACAAGGACUUGGGUUCUUCCAAGGCUGAGGUCGCUGCCAGGUUCAUAAACUCGAGGAUUCCAGGCUGCCAGGUCAUCCCCCACUGCUGCAUGAUCCAGGACAAGGACGAGGAGUUCUAUCGUCAAUUUCACAUCGUCGUCUGCGGUUUGGACUCGAUAAUAGCUAGGAGAUGGAUAAAUGGAAUGCUGAUAUCACUGUUGAACUAUGAGGAUGGCGAGCUGGAUCAAUCCUCUGUGAUUCCCAUGGUGGAUGGGGGAACAGAGGGCUUCAAAGGAAAUGCCAGGGUCAUUCUCCCAGGGUUGACAGCCUGCAUCGAGUGCACACUUGACUUGUAUCCCCCACAAGUCACUUAUCCACUCUGCACCAUUGCCAACACCCCUAGACUCCCUGAGCAUUGCGUUGAGUAUGUUAAAGUCAUCCAGUGGCCCAAGGAGAACCCGUUCGAUGCUACUAUCGAUGGAGAUGACCCUCAGCAUAUCAAUUGGAUCUAUGAGAAGUCUCAGGAGAGAGCGACACAGUUUGGCAUCAGGGGACUGACUUACAGGCUCGUCCAGGGGGUUGUCAAGAAUAUUAUCCCUGCUGUGGCUUCAACAAAUGCUACCAUUGCUGCCACUUGCACUACCGAGGUUUUUAAACUGGCUACUAGCUGCAGUGCUUCUUUGAAUAAUUAUAUGGUACUGAACAACUUGGAUGGGAUUUACACGUACACAUACGAAGCCGAGAAAAAAACAGACUGCCUGGCGUGCAGUGAAGUCCCCCGAGAGAUACAAAUUCGCGACAGCAACGUAAAACUCAAAGAACUGAUCGAUCUAUUGUGUGAGCAACCCGAUCUCCAGAUGAAAAAUCCAGGAAUUGUCGUUAAUGUCGAGGGAAAGAACAGAACACUGUACAUGCAGACAGUCCGGAGCAUCGAGGAGAAGACUCGUCCCAACUUGACGAAAACUCUCCGAGAACUGGGACUGUCUGAUGGCAUUGAGAUCAACGUUGCUGAUGUCACGACACCCAACACAAUGACUCUGAAAUUAAAGUUGCAGAAUAAUGACGUGGAGAUGGCUGGAUAGAGGACAAUUAAUGUGUGAAUAAAAAAUGUGUACAUUUCUGUUCAUACUCCGAGUAAUUUCACUCAAGUCAUUAAGCCUAAUUUAAUUAUUCAACCAUAACUUGAAGGGAGGUUUUCCUAUUAUAAACAAAUAACACAUUGUUCACAUUGUAAAUAUGAUUUUUUUUCAUCUUUAUAUAUCAA
Messenger RNA from Diachasma alloeum, 1766 nucleotides. RefSeq names its product NEDD8-activating enzyme E1 catalytic subunit (gene Uba3). The record is from RefSeq and is a predicted model, not a curated record. Gene Ontology annotation, biological process: protein neddylation. Bases 259 to 1584 code for a protein of 441 amino acids. Lineage: Eukaryota; Metazoa; Arthropoda; Insecta; Hymenoptera; Braconidae. Gene Ontology annotation, molecular function: NEDD8 activating enzyme activity. Gene Ontology annotation, cellular component: nucleus; cytoplasm. The transcript has 2 exons.